This is a messenger RNA of Spea bombifrons (plains spadefoot toad), 1166 nucleotides long. RefSeq names its product neural proliferation, differentiation and control 1 (gene NPDC1). NCBI's taxonomy places the organism in Eukaryota, Metazoa, Chordata, Amphibia, Anura, Pelobatidae. Gene Ontology annotation, cellular component: membrane. The coding region runs from base 136 to 1008 and encodes 290 amino acids. The transcript has 8 exons. The record is from RefSeq and is a predicted model, not a curated record.
CGGCCUGUCAGGUUGCGCGCGCCCCCGCCACGCCUGCCUCCCAGCCGCGGUGCGCGGAGCGCGCGCUCCCGCCGCUGUCAUUGGAGCCGUGAGGCCGGGGAGAGAGCAGCAUGCAGCUCGACUCAGCCUGAGCCAAUGAGGGGUCUGAGGGAAGCGGGGGGCCCCCGGGGGCCAACACUGCCCUGUUGCCUCAUACUGCUGCUCCUGAGGGCAUCGACGGCCCGGCCAGUUGACCAUUGUCGAAAAAUCGAUUGUACUUUAGAGCGGAGAGAGUAUUGCCCCAGCGGCUCCCAUGUGUGUGGCCCCUGCCUCCAGGGCUUCGAGGAAUCCAGAGAUGGAAAAUGCCAGGAGGCUCCGCAGUCACCAAAAGGAAAAGGUGCUUUUCCCAACGUGGAUGCAGAGAUUGACUACCUGGCAACCAUACUGUCCAAUCAGAACCCCAAAACACUACAGCUGGCUGACGGAGGUAACAUCACAAACCCAAAGCCGCCGCCGCCUCCUCCAAACCUGCCGCCGUCGGAGAGGAAAGGAAACGCGUCGGGGGGCGCAGCGCCUCCACAGAGGGGCCGCAAACAGCCGCUCAGCGAUGCCCUCAUACUCGGCGUGGUGGUCGCGUGUGCCGUUACGGGACUCCUGGCCUUGAUGGUGGCCGGACUGUGCUGGUGCAGAAUGCGAAGGGAGAUGAAGUUGGCCGAGAAGGCGGAUUACCCGGCGUUCAGGUCCUCGCCGCCUCCCGCCUACGAAAAGACGUCCCCUGGAGAUAACAAGUUGGCCCAAAACGCCCAGAUGUAUCAUUACCAACACCAGAAGCAGCAGAUGCUAUCAAUGGAAAAAAAUAAAGACGAGCCCAAACACACGGACUCGGCCGUCACAUCGGACGAGGAAAACGAGGACGGCGAUUUUACCGUCUACGAAUGUCCUGGUUUAGCACCGACCGGAGAAAUGGAAGUGAAGAAUCCCCUGUUUGACGAUUCCACUUUACACCAUCCGGGCCCCAAAAAACCGUAGCGGCCCCCGUCACCGGCCCCUCCUCCAGACUGGUUCUAAAAAAUAACAGAGAGAGAGAAUUCCGCAUAAAUACUCCGCUCCGUAUUUUGGAAAAGAACUUUUCAAGCCUACCUGUUACAUUGUUACCUGAGACUGUUAAUAAACGAGCUCCAACUCUC